AGGGUGUUUAGCAUCCAUAAUUUGACGCCCGCGCAGUGCCGCGACCUCAUUCAGUACGCAAGGGAGAAAGGGUAUCUCGAGCCGCAAAAACGAAGUAAGCUUGCUGAUGCUGGUGCUGGUGCUGGUGCUGGCGAUGGUGCUGCGAUUAAAGGGAGAUGCUAACAAGGACAGUUUGCUGUUUCGACAUUUUCCGCUAUGUUUUUUUUUCCGGCCUUGAGAGACUGGACCCCCUCCUGGACAUCUUGCUCUGCCUGCUCAGCCCGAUCUGGAAGUUUCUAUUGUCCGCCUUCCAGACGCUCAAGGCCGGUCCGGGCGCCCUCGUCCAAGGUGUCUCAAACCGCGUAGUCGGCGCCUACGAGACCAGCGUCGACGUCAUCGAAGUGCUGAAACUGCUCACAGACGGGCCGUACGGCCCUGUAGCCGUCGCCUUCGUGGGGCCGUUCAUAGGCAUCUUGUUCAUGGGCACGUUGUACCUGAUCGGGAUCGGCGCCGUCAUCGCAGCCACGUAUUCGGCCUUGACGGCCAAGGCCGUCCGCGCCGCCCCGAGCGCGAUCAGAUACGCGUUGCACAACACGCACGGCGCGUACGCGGACCUCGAAGCCGAGUACGAGAUCAAGAACGCGAUCCUGGCGAUUGGCUACCCGCUGCUCAGGUUCUCUGUCCGCGACGCUCUGACUGGCCUCCGAGGCCGGCUGUACGGGCCCUACACGUUCUUGUACGCGCUGCUGAAGUCGUGGGGCACAGUCGUCGCGCUCGUCCUGCUGCUGCUGCACUUCUUCAACCCCUUCACCGCCGUGCCGUCCGUGCCCAGCUGGGAUGCGCCGCGCAGGAUCAAGAUCAAGAUGGCGCCGUUCCGCGUCCCCGAUUCCUGGUCCCAGUACGACUACGACGUGUCGAGCCUGCGCGCCGCCUUCACCUACGACAUGGGGAUCCUGGUCCUGCAAGCGCUGGCCGUCCUCGGCAGCGGCAUGGGGCUGGUCCUGCUCUUCCGAAAUGUCGACAUCGGCGCCGCAAGCACCCGGCUGCGCAGCCAGCUCCCGACGUCCGACUUCCUCUUCGGGCGAGAAGGCGUGCUCUACACGAUCGGGGCGGCCGUCCUUGCCAUCAGCGGCGCCCUGUUCGCGCUGUCCAACUUCUUCCCCAUCGUCGACUUGCUCGUCGCCAUCGCCUUCGCGCUCAGAGACAUCUUCCUCGACGUGUACGACUCCGUCCGCGACGCCAUCGCCGCGCAUCCGCUGUGGUCGCUUAGCGCGGCCUUCGUCGCCGCGUACCACGGCCUCAACUGGUACACGGCCCGGAACCCCGAGGUCGUUGCGGCGUACGAGAGGGCCAAAGCGGCGGCCUGGGCGUGGGCGCGGAGCGCCUUCGACCAGUUCGUGCGGUUCCUUAAGUGGGCGUGGUAUUGGUACUGCUUGGUCUCGCCCGUCGUUGCGCUUGUGAGCCUUGUGGUUAAUUUUUUCUUGGCGAGGCAUGUCGUCCAGCUUGAUAAGAGUGUUGCCGAUUGCAUUGAGGAGCAGGUGCGGAGGCGGCAGCAAAGGCGCGCGGCGGAGGACUAUUUGAUUUAGUUGCG
Aplosporella prunicola CBS 121167 is the source of this 1570-nucleotide messenger RNA. RefSeq lists its product as uncharacterized. Lineage: Eukaryota; Fungi; Ascomycota; Dothideomycetes; Botryosphaeriales; Aplosporellaceae. The annotation marks the transcript as partial. The record is from RefSeq and is a predicted model, not a curated record. The transcript has 2 exons.